AUGGGCUUCCACAAGUCAUCCAUGGAAAUCAAGCUCAAGGACGGACACGUCCUCACGGCAUAUUGCCGUCGCCUGUCAGGCGACGCAACUUAUUCCGAACUAGAUCUAGACGAGUUUUUAGGAACGAAGAAAGGACAAUUUGCCUGGGGAUGCACCGACUUUUCCACGCACUCGGCCGACGUGGACUUGCACCUAGAGGGGCCCACCAAUGAACCGAUGCUCCACGCUCACCUCGACGAUGGAACGGGCAACAUGCAGGACAGUGAGGUGAAUCUGGCCUCCUGUAUCAAGAACAUAGAUGGUAAUCUGCGCUUCAUGGAUUGUUUCUAG
Molecule: messenger RNA, 330 nt
Organism: Penicillium olsonii
Lineage: Eukaryota; Fungi; Ascomycota; Eurotiomycetes; Eurotiales; Aspergillaceae
Source: the annotation of a GenBank genome assembly